CUACACCAUCCCUGGAAGAGAAAACUGCACUAAGAAUAGAGCAACAAGCAACAAGCAGCCUGCACAGCUGAACCAAUGGAUCCUUAUAACAGCAGAAACCAGCUGAACCCCAGCAUGAACUCUGACCAGACAGCAGCAGAUGUGUCCGGAAACAACCAAACAUCUGGAAAUGUGGACAAAACUACAGCUGACAGCAGCGACACACAACCAGCAACCAGGCAGCCGCAAUAUGCAGGGGGGUUCACCAUCAUCCCACCAAACGAAGCUCGACGAAGCCAGAUAAAAACAAUGGCUCAGAAAGAAGAGGAGGAGCUUCGGAGAUGGAAAGAAGUAAACAGACCUUCUGCUGUGCAUCUCAAUCCAGAGAGACUCGGUGGUCAUGUGAGUGAAUCUGAAGCCAGACAGAAGCAGCUGGCGAAUCUUCGCGGCUCCAAACUGCAGAAAAAGGUAAAAAACAUUUAG
Amphiprion ocellaris (clown anemonefish) is the source of this 462-nucleotide messenger RNA. Its product is annotated as epithelial-stromal interaction protein 1-like. Bases 76 to 462 code for a protein of 128 amino acids. The record is from RefSeq and is a predicted model, not a curated record. The transcript is spliced from 4 exons. Lineage: Eukaryota; Metazoa; Chordata; Actinopteri; Pomacentridae.